ACUUGCCGGGUGUUUUGAUUUGUCGCGUAGAUAUUUGGCGUUUGGCGUCUUUUCCUGGUUAGUUGGAUUAACUUGGCACAUUCAACUGGUCUAUACACAACUUCGGAACGAUGACUGACGAUAUAGACGUUGAGGCCAUGCUAGAGGAUCAUUAUGCUCGAGAGGUAAGUCUCACUCGUCCACAGUUUAGGGUCCCUUGGCUUGUAUAUGAUCAUGUAAUCUGAUCUUGACAGAAGUUCUUUAUGUUUUGUUAGGAUACUCUGGGUCUACGAUCCUCGUUGACGUCGUUGUGGACGUCUGGCCCUUUCCCACAGCUGUAGUUAUCAAUUGAUUAUUUCGGUAUGUUUUACGAAAGUAUUUAUUUUGCUGCCUGUCUUUUUUGUCCCUCUCCACCUCCUGAAUCUGCUAAUGUUGUCGCUCAAUAGGGAUAUUCAAGAUCAAAUGGUCAUCGGAGGCGUGGUCGGUCGCGCUCAAGAGAUCGUAGUAGGAGACACCGCUCGCGAAGCAGAAGCAGAGAACGUCGCCGGGAUAAGAACUACGAGCCUGAUCGUGGACGGCAUGAGCGACGUCACAGUUCACGUGACCGUGAUCGGCACCGUUCGAGUAGGGAUGCAGAGCACAAAUCCUCGCGAAGUGAGAAACGUCACAAAUCGUAAGUUCCUUUUGGUAAAAUUUAUUUCUGUAUUCAGCCCUGAACUCACUCCAGAAGAGCGUGAUGCUAGAACAGUGUUUGUAUGGCAGCUCUCUGCCCGCAUUCGGCAGCGAGACUUAGAAGACUUUUUACAUCCGUUGGCAAAAUCAGAGACGUUCGCUUGAUAAUGGAUAACAAGACAAAGCGAUCCAAGGGUAUAGCCUAUGUUGAGUUUCGUGAGGUAGAGUCAGCACAGUUAGCUCUUGGACUCACUGGUACUCGUCUCCUUGGCGUUCCAAUCCAAAUUCAACAGAGUCAUGCCGAGAAGAAUCGAGUAAAUGCUACUCCUUCACUACCUCGCCCGUCUCAACAAAACAAAGGUCCUAUGAAAUUGUAUAUAGGUUCAUUGCACUAUAAUAUCACAGAGGAAAUGUUGAAAGGUAUCUUCGAACCAUUUGGAAAGAUAGAAGACAUCAAACUAAUUAAAGACCCGGCUACAAACCGUUCUCAAGGCUAUGGUUUCGUAACAUACGUCAACAGUGAUGAUGCAAAGAAAGCGUUAGAUCAGCUUAAUGGAUUUGAGUUGGCUGGGCGACCGAUGAAGGUGAACCACGUUACUGAACGCAGUGAGUAUGCCUGCCUAAGCGCUCUGGACAAUGAUGAUGCUGAUCGCUCGGGCGUGGAUCUUGGAACAACUGGGCGGUUAGCUCUUAUGGCGAAACUCGCCGAAGGCACAGGCUUAGAAAUUCCAAAGGCAGCUCUGGCUCAACUUCACAUUGGACAAAAUAACCCCAUUCUGGGAUCAGCUGGAAGUGUCAGCUCGUCAUCUGCGAUUGCUCCCCCCGUUUGCACUCAGUGUUUUAUGCUAUCUAACAUGUUUGAUCCACAUGUGGCCACCCAUUCAGUCUUUGAGGAAAUACGUGACGAUGUUGUAGAGGAGUGCACUAAAGUUGGUGGGUGUCUUCAUAUAUUCGUGGAUCGCACUAGUGCUCAGGUAAUGUUUACGUUAAGUGUCCCAGCAUUGCAGUUGCUUCUCAAUGUGUUAACAUGUUACAUGGUCGCUAUUUUUCUGGUCGUCUGAUAACUGCAGCAUAUGUUCCUCUUAUAAAUUACCACCAAUUGUUUCCAGAUUCAGUGACUGCAAAAACACUAUUGCAUCCUUCAAACUGAAAAGAUACUUGUAAAUAGUCUAUUUGUCUUUUGACUACUGCAUUUGUCAAUACAUACGCAUAACC
This is a messenger RNA of Heterobilharzia americana, 1866 nucleotides long. Lineage: Eukaryota; Metazoa; Platyhelminthes; Trematoda; Strigeidida; Schistosomatidae. The record is from the annotation of a GenBank genome assembly.